This is a messenger RNA of Cajanus cajan (pigeon pea), 2983 nucleotides long. Its product is annotated as aminopeptidase M1. The record is from RefSeq and is a predicted model, not a curated record. Gene Ontology annotation, molecular function: zinc ion binding; metalloaminopeptidase activity; peptide binding. Gene Ontology annotation, biological process: peptide catabolic process; proteolysis. Lineage: Eukaryota; Viridiplantae; Streptophyta; Magnoliopsida; Fabales; Fabaceae. Gene Ontology annotation, cellular component: membrane; cytoplasm.
AGAAAGUAUCUGUCCCUUUUUGGUUCGAUGAUCAUGUUUCUUUAUUUUUAAAUAGACUUCAUCACCUUCAAGUUAUAAAAAUUAAGAAAGCAAGAGCAAAAUCAUAGGAGGAAAAUGGAUCAGAAGCAGAGCAUAGACAAAUUCAAAGGCAAAACAAGGUUACCCAGUUUUGCUAUUCCGAAAAGAUACGAACUUCAUUUAACACCUGAUCUCUCUUCAUGUACUUUUACUGGCACCGUCCAAAUUAGCCUCACCAUCAAUGAGAGCACCAAUUUUCUUGUCUUAAACGCCCUGGAACUUGUCAUCCAAAAUAUUCGCUUCACCAACUCUCAAGGACAGCAGCACACUCCAAGUGAUGUUGUUGUGGAUAAUGAUGAUGAGAUACUAGUCCUGGUGUUUGAUGAAACACUGAGUGUUGGAGGAGUCUUGAGGAUUGAGUUUUCUGGGAUUCUCAAUGAGCAACUUACAGGAUUAUACAAAUGCACUUAUGUUGAUGGAGGAGUGAAGAAAAACAUGGCAGUUACUCAGUUUGAGGCAGUGGAUGCAAGACGGUGUUUUCCAUGUUGGGAUGAACCUGCUCUGAAGGCAACUUUCAAGGUCACACUUACUGUGCCAUCAGAGUUAACUGCAUUAUCCAAUAUGCCAGUUGAAAAUGAAAAGCUUGAUGGGGUAUUGAAGACUCUUUAUUUUGAGAAGUCUCCUCUAAUGUCAACCUAUUUGGUGGCUGUUGUUGUUGGCCUAUUUGACUAUAACGAGGUUACAACUAUUGAUGGGGUUAAGGUUCGUGUGUAUUGUGCUGUUGGAAAGAAAGAUCAAGGGAAGCUUGCAAUGGAUAUAGCUGUGAAGUCGCUAGACAUAUUUACCAAGUACUUCUCAGUGCCUUAUCCGCUGUCUAAGCUGGAUCUAGUUGCAGUUCCUGAAUUUUCUGGUGGAGCCAUGGAGAAUUAUGGUUUGAUUGUGUACCGUGAAAAUGAACUACUUUACCAUGACCUAUACUCUACAGCUGCCAAGAAGCAAAGAAUAACAAUUGUCACAGCACAUGAAGUAGCUCACCAAUGGUUUGGCAAUCUGGUAACUAUGGAAUGGUGGACUCAUUUAUGGCUCAAUGAAGGUUUUGCAACAUGGGUAAGUUAUAUGGCCACUGACAUCUUAUUUCCAGAGUGGAACAUUUGGAGUAAGUUUCUUCUAGAUGCUGCCGAUGGUUUACGAAUGGAUGCCCUAGAAAAAUCACAUCCAAUCGAGGUAGAAAUACACCAUGCACGCUCAGUUAUUGAAAUUUUUGAUGCUGUUAGCUAUUAUAAAGGAUCCGCUGUGAUUAGAAUGUUGCAGGGUUAUCUUGGAGAUGUUGCAUUUCAGAAAUCGUUGAGCACAUACAUAGGAAGAUAUCAAGCUCAGAAUGCAAAAACAGAAGAUCUGUGGAAUGUUCUUUCAGAGAUAUCUGGUGUGCCAGCCAACUUAAUGAUGAACACUUGGACAAAGAAGGCAGGAUAUCCAGUCAUUCAUGUUGAAUUAAUAGAUGGUAUUUUGAAAUUCAAACAGUCACAAUUCCUUUUAUUUGGCCAACAUGUUGAUGGACAAUGGAUUGUUCCUAUAACCAUGUCUAUCGGUUCAUAUGAAAGACAGAAAAAAUUUCUUUUGGAGACAAGCCAUGGAAGGGUGGACAUAUCUGAACUGAUUCAAUCUAUUGGAGAUGAUACAAACUCAAAUGAAAAGAAGUAUGAGGAUGAUAGUCAAGAAAAUAUAUGGGUCAAAGUUAAUGUUGAUCAGAGUGGUUUUUAUAGGGUAAACUAUGAAGACAAGCUUGCACUUCGGCUGCGGAAAGCCAUACAACAGAACUGCUUGCUGCCUACUGAUAAAUUUGGCAUUUUGGAUGAUGGUAACGCUCUUUGCCAGGCUUGUGAACAGUCACUAUCAACUUUGCUUAUGUUGAUGGAUGUUUAUAGGAAAGACUUCGAUUAUGUUAUUGUAUCCAAGCUGAUCAACGUUUGUCUUGAUGUGCUGAAAAUCUCCAUGGAUGCCAUUCCAGAUUCAGUAAAUGAGCUGAAGCAAUAUUUUAUCAGCCUUCUCAUGUUUUCUGCAGAACAGUUAGGUUGGGAUUCUAAAUCAGGUGAAGAUCAUUCUAUUUCACUCUUGAGAGGAGAAGUUUUUCAAGCCUUGGCUACCUUUGAUCAUGAUAAAACACAGGAAGAAGCAUUACGCCGCUUUCAGAUUUUGUUAGAUGACAGAAAUACUUCUCUACUUCCAGCCAACAUUAGAAAGGUUGCUUAUGUAGCUGUAAUGAGGAAUACUACCACCGAAAAUAGGACUGGAUUGGAGUCCCUGUUGAGUUUCUAUAGGAGUACUGAUGUAUUGCAAGAAAGGGAAAAAAUUUUACGUUGUAUUGCAUCAAGUGCAGAUCCAAAUGUAGUUAUAGAGGUUCUGAAUCUUUUGCUGUCUGAUGAGAUUCCAGAUCAAGAUAUGAUUUAUGUACUAGCGGGAAUAAGCAUGGAAGGCAGUGAAGCUGCUUGGAGAUGGUUGAAGGAUAAUUGGGAAAGAAUAUUGGCCAAAUAUGGUGCUGGACUUUUACUCACCAAUUUCAUAAGGCAAAUAGUCCCACUGGUUAACAGUGAUGAAAAAGCAGAUGAAAUAGAAACAUUUUUUGCCAGUCACAUGAACCAUUCCAUCGUUAUGAAUUUGAAGUUGAGCAUCGAGCAGAUCCGUAUCAAAGCCAGAUGGAUUCGAAGUGUAGAGCAAGAGCACUCUCUGCCUGAUUUAAUCAAACAAUUAGCUCAGAGGAAAUGAUAAGCUUUUUGAAAGCACUUUUCUUUUAAGCAAAUCUUCUUGGCACAGACAGUUUUCACUACGCUGUCUAUACUUCUGCUUCUUGUGCAUUCCUAAUUUAUAGUUAUAUCCGAGUAAAUUCUUGUAUGGAAUAAUGAGUAAAUUCUUGUUUGGAAUAAUAGUUAUAUCUAUUGAAGUUUGUAUCCUCCUUAUUUGAUCGAAC